Erinaceus europaeus (western European hedgehog) is the source of this 1595-nucleotide messenger RNA. It is a transcript of the gene AVPR2, whose product is annotated as arginine vasopressin receptor 2. Lineage: Eukaryota; Metazoa; Chordata; Mammalia; Eulipotyphla; Erinaceidae. Gene Ontology annotation, cellular component: membrane. Gene Ontology annotation, molecular function: vasopressin receptor activity; peptide binding. The record is from RefSeq and is a predicted model, not a curated record. Gene Ontology annotation, biological process: G protein-coupled receptor signaling pathway; regulation of systemic arterial blood pressure by vasopressin; positive regulation of vasoconstriction. Bases 236 to 1579 code for a protein of 447 amino acids. The transcript has 4 exons.
GGCCAGAGGGGAAGCCAGAGCUCUGAGUGGCUCCAGGCCAGUCUCACCCAGCUGUGCCUCAGUUUCUCCCCACACAACCGGCAGCAGAAUUGAGCAGAGCAGCGUUUCAGCUAGCUGCCCGGGAGUCCGGAACUGCGGUCAGGUAAGGGCCUCCCUGAGGCCCCCCGCCCGGUCCCCAGCCCCCCAGCCCCGCAGUGUGCGCCUGUCUUGGCUGCAUUCUGCCCGGGGCGGGUACAUGUACCGGGCCCUUGACUGCAGGUGGGUCGUGGACGCCGCCGCUGUGCCUUCUCUCCAACCGCCCUUCGCUGCCUCCCCUGGCCAGCCCUGGGAGGUGAGGAGCUGUGCGAGGUGUUCAGGACAGCUGCCCGGUCCCACCACACUCAUGGCAUCCACCACCUCUGCUGUGCCCAGGCCCCUCUCUCGUCCGAGCCCGGCCCACAACAGCAGCGGGAAGGCGCCGCUGGACGCCCGGGAUCCGCUGCUGGCGCAGGCAGAGGUGGCCCUGCUCUCCACAGUCUUCGUGGCCGUGGCGCUGAGCAACGGGCUGGUGCUUGGGGCCCUGGCCAGGCGGGGACGCAGGGGCCGCUGGGCUCCCAUGCACGUCUUCAUUGGCCACUUGUGCCUUGCUGACCUGGCCGUGGCUCUGUUCCAAGUGCUGCCGCAGCUGGCCUGGGACGCUACCGACCGCUUCCUGGGCCCCGAUGCCCUGUGCCGGGCCGUCAAGUACCUGCAGAUGGUGGGCAUGUACGCCUCCUCCUACAUGAUUUUGGCCAUGACGCUGGACCGCCACCGUGCCAUCUGCCGGCCCAUGCUGGCCUACCGCCAUGGAGGUGGGGGGCACUGGAACCGGCCAGUGCUGGUGGCCUGGGCCUCCUCGCUCCUCCUCAGUCUGCCCCAGCUCUUCAUCUUCGCCCAACGCGACGUGGGGGAUGGCAGUGGGGUCUUUGACUGCUGGGCCCGCUUCGCCGAGCCCUGGGGCCUCCGUGCCUACGUCACCUGGAUCGCCCUGAUGGUGUUCGUGGCACCGGCCCUGGGCAUCGCCGCCUGCCAGGUGCUCAUCUUCCGAGAGAUUCACGCCAGCCUCGGGCCAGGGCCGGGGCCGGGGCCAGCUGAGAGGGUGGUGACAAGGCGGGGCAGGGCCCGGGCAGGUGGCCCUGGGGAGGGGGCCCGGGUAUCCGCAGCCAUGGCCAAGACCGUGAGGAUGACGCUGGUGAUCGUCAUCGUGUAUGUGCUGUGCUGGGCGCCCUUCUUCCUCGUGCAGCUGUGGGCAGCGUGGGACCCCGACGCGCCCCUGGAAGGUGGGUGUGGCUGCCCUCGCCCCUGUCCCCUUGUGGCUGGCACGCCCCCGCCCAGCCCGACUCCUGCCCCUGCAGGGCCCCCCUUCGUGCUACUCAUGCUGCUGGCCAGCCUCAACAGCUGCACCAACCCCUGGAUCUACGCCUUCUUCAGCAGCAGCGUGUCGUCGGAGCUGCGCCGCCUGCUUUGCUGUGCCCGGAGGAGCGCCACGCCCAGCCCAGGGCCCCCGGACGAGUCCUGUGCCACAGGCAGCUCCUUUCUGGUCAAGGACACUUCCUCCUGAACAGCCUCCUGAAGUG